Vitis vinifera (wine grape) is the source of this 3661-nucleotide messenger RNA. RefSeq names its product probable LRR receptor-like serine/threonine-protein kinase At1g56140. Bases 164 to 3235 code for a protein of 1023 amino acids. The record is from RefSeq and is a predicted model, not a curated record. Lineage: Eukaryota; Viridiplantae; Streptophyta; Magnoliopsida; Vitales; Vitaceae. The transcript is spliced from 24 exons. Gene Ontology annotation, molecular function: ATP binding; protein kinase activity; protein binding. Gene Ontology annotation, biological process: protein phosphorylation.
AAAUUCGAGUCUUGAAGCUGACCACGACGAAAAUAUUCGGUGGAACGCCAACCUGAAAUCUUCUCUCACUUUGACCUUGGACCAUUGACUUCAUCUAAUUCAAGUAUGGCCACCCUUCUCAGGCUUAUUCAAAUCUUUUGAGAAUAUACCUACAGCAUUGACGAUGAAGCUUAGAAUGAUAAGGGCAUCAGCUCUUUCACUUGUUCCUCACUUGUGCUUCUUCCUCCUCUGGUUUGACAAAUCCACUGCUCAAAAUGCUACCACACACCCAUCUGAAGUAAAAGCAUUAAACUCAAUAUUCCAACAAUGGGGUACAAAAGCACCAAAACUAUGGAACAUAAGUGGGGAGCCAUGCAGCGGAUCUGCCAUAGAUGAAACUUAUAUAUGGGACCAAACUAUUAACCCAACUAUCAAGUGUAAUUGUACUUACAAUACACAUACUACUUGCCAUAUAACUGAAUUGAAAAUAUACGCUUUGAACAAAAGGGGAAGAAUUCCUAAAGAGCUCGCAGCUUUGACUUACCUCACCUAUUUAUUACUUGAUCGAAAUUCCUUCACGGGUCACUUGCCUCCAUUUAUUGGAAAUUUAUCUAAAUUGCAGUUUUUUUCAAUUGCCCACAAUGCAUUCUCUGGGACAAUUCCAAAGGAUCUUGGAAAGCUUAAAGAGCUAAAAAUCCUGGCUCUUGGUUCCAAUAACUUCUCUGGAGCUCUUCCGCCUGAGCUUGGAAAUUUAGCCAAACUUCAAGAAAUUUAUAUUAACAGCUGUGGAGCAGGUGGUGAGAUUCCAUCAACAUUUGCUAACCUCUAUAACCUGGAAACCGUGUGGGCAUCAGACUGUCAAUUCACAGGAAAAAUACCAAACUUCAUAGGGAACUGGACGAAGCUUUGGUCUCUGAGACUUGAAGGGAACUCCUUCAAAGGCCCAAUACCAUCCAGUCUUUCUAGCUUGGCCUCACUGCAGACUCUGCAUAUAAGCGAUAUAUACGAAGUGAGCUCAUCCCUUGAUUUCAUUAAGGGUUUGAAGAACUUAACCUCAUUAGUUCUAAGGAACACACUGAUAUCUGGCAGUAUUCCAUCUUAUAUUGGAGAAUAUCAAAGUUUACAAACACUGGAUUUAAGUUUCAACAACUUAAUAGGAGGAAUCCCAAGUUCUUUGUUCAAGCUGAAUAAUCUCACUGCCCUGUUUCUUGGAAACAAUAGACUAACUGGAACACUUCCUCCACAGAAGAGUGAAAAACUUCAAAUUAUAGAUUUGUCAUACAAUGAAAUAUCAGGGAGUUUUCCUUCUUGGCUAAACUCAGAUUUACAAUUGAAUUUAGUAGCCAACAACUUCACAUUUGAUAGCUCAAACAGCAGUAUUUUGGAAGGAUUGAAUUGUCUUCAGAGAGACUUCCCAUGCAAUAAGGGCACUCCACAAUAUACUAACUUCUCGGUCAAGUGUGGUGGACCAGAGUUGAGAACCUCAGAUGGAACAGUCUUUGAGGCUGAUAACUCAAUUACUAUUGGCACCACUUCAGCAUUGUAUUUUGUAAGCAGAAUGGAGAGAUGGGCAGUUAGCAAUGUGGGCUUAUAUAAUGACAGAUCUGAAUAUAAUACGUCAUCUGUAGAGAAGGCCUUGUCACAAGUGAAAGGCACUAAAAACCCCAAACUUUUCGAGACUUCAAGGAUAUCGCCGGGUUCACUUAGAUACUAUGGCCUAGGCCUGGUAAAUGGACCUUACACUGUAAGCUUGUUAUUUGCAGAAACAACUUUUAAAGAUCCGAGUACACAAACAUGGCAGAGUCGAGGAAGGCGUGUUUUUGAUAUUUAUAUUCAGGGGAUGCUUGAAUAUAAGGACUUUGACAUAUCAAGAGAGGCAGGUGGGGUUGAGAAAGCACUAGAGAAAAAAUUCAAAGCUACUGUGUCAGAGAACUAUCUUGAAAUCCAUCUGUUUUGGGCUGGUAAAGGGACCUGCUGUAUUCCUGUCCAAGGUUACUAUGGACCAUCCAUUUCGGCCCUUACGGUUGUACCAGAUUUAACAAGAAUUCCACCAAAGAAGCACAAGACCGGGUUGAUUAUUGGUUUUGCAGCCGCUGCUGGGAUCGUAAGCUUUAUGCUUGUAUUGGCAGCUUGUUAUAUGAAAAGGAAAGGUCUACAUGCCAACGAGGAUAUAGAGCUUCUUGAGAUAGGCCCCAAGCUGAACACCUUCAGCGAUGCUGAGCUGCGAACUGCUACAGAAGACUUCAGUCCUGCAAAUAAGCUGGGGCAGGGUGGAUUUGGAACCGUUUACAAGGGCACUCUACUUGAUGGGAGGGCUGUAGCUGUGAAGCAACUUUCAAUAGCGUCUUAUCAAGCAAAAAGUCAAUUUAUUACAGAAAUUGCUACCAUAUCUGCAGUUCAACAUCGAAACCUUGUGAAACUGUAUGGAUUCUGCAUCAAGGGGAGUAGACGGCUCCUGGUUUAUGAAUAUCUUGAAAACAAGAGCCUUGAUCAUGUUCUCUUUGGAAAAUGUGGUCUGGUUCUUGAUUGGCCAACCCGCUUCGGUAUAUGCUUGGGAACAGCAAGAGGACUUGCUUAUCUUCAUGAGGAAUCAAAUCCAAGAAUCAUACACCGGGAUGUGAAGUCUAGUAAUAUUUUGCUUGAUGCAGAACUCUGUCCCAAGAUAUCAGAUUUUGGAUUAGCAAAGCUGUACGAUGACAAGAAAACACACAUCAGCACCCAAAUUGCAGGAACCAUUGGCUAUCUAGCACCAGAGUAUGCAAUGCUUGGGCACCUGACAGAGAAAGCUGAUGUCUUCAGCUUUGGUGUCGUCGCUCUAGAGAUCCUUAGUGGGAGGCCAAACACAGACAAGAGCUUGGAUGCCAAAAAGAUCUAUCUUCUUGAAUGGGCAUGGACAUUACAUGAAAAUAACCAAAGUUUGGAUUUGGUUGAUCCGAUGUUAACAGCAUUGGAUGAAAAUGAAGUCAGUCGAGUGGUAAGAGUGGCUCUCUUGUGCACCCAGGGAUCACCAAUGUUGCGGCCAACCAUGUCCCGUGUUGUUGCAAUGCUUUCCGGAGACAUUGAAGUAAGUACAGUUACAUCAAAACCCAGUUAUUUAACAGAUUGCGAUUUCAAAGAUAAGACAAGCACCUUUUUGAGUGAAGAUACUCAAACAUCUGUGGCAUCCACAAGCAGUCCAAUAGAUUGGGAUUUCAAAGAGAUAGAUAGGAGUUUUUGCAGUCAAGAUAAAUAUCUGUUGCAUCUGCCAGUGACCUAAUGCCUUCUGUAAAUCCCACAGUAUCCAUGCACCAUGGCACUACGGGAAAAGGUUGGUGAUGAACUUCUGUCACUGCUUCUGGUCAUAUUGUUAUCAGGAGCCUGUUAAUAUAUCAUAGGGAGGAAUUUUUUGUACUUCUGAAGACUGCUAGACUUUAAAUUUCAGCUAGUCAUAUGUAUGGGUGUAUCAAUGUCCUAUCAGAUUGGUAGACCACAUAUUAACUUCUGCUACAAACACAAGUAGAUUUUGGAAAAGAUUACAAAAGCAUCUGAUGAUUAUGGUCAUGAAAAGGUUAUGCUCCAUAUAGAAAGUGGUCUAGUAGUAUGGAAUGACGAGUUCAACAAACUCCAUAUAGAUUAGGGUUGGGUUGGAUGGGAUUCUAUGUCCUUGUGUAUCUGUCAAAAAUGAAGGACUCGUUUUGUUUUU